AUGUUGGCCCUGAUAUUUCUCGUUCCUAAUGUGAUAGCCGCAGGAAGAAAAGUGACAGUCUACUCUGUAGAACAUGCCUAUGUUGAUUGUCAGCUCAAUCAUUGCUCUCUUGGUUUGUCCAGCGAAGACAAAGAACUGAACAGAGCGGUUGUCAUGACUGCGCAAAUGAAGGUUUGCUGUGAAUGUGUGGUGUAUGCAAGGAUGUAUAGUAGGGAUCCGAAGACGAAAGUACCCCCAGCUUAUACACCUAUCGAUAUCAGCUACGAUGAAUACAGAGGAACCCUGGAAAGCAUCUCACAAGUUAUUAGGGAUAGGUACUUCUACGCGCAGCCGUCAAGCAUGAAAGAAAAAAAAGUCGGAUGCUUUCCCAAAGCCAAAAAUGUAGUGGGAAAAUUUUUGGAAAUAUUCAAAGUUAAUCAUCUGGAUCUUGUAUGCGUAGUCAAAAUGCACUAA
Molecule: messenger RNA, 453 nt
Organism: Cylicocyclus nassatus
Lineage: Eukaryota; Metazoa; Nematoda; Chromadorea; Rhabditida; Strongylidae
Source: the annotation of a GenBank genome assembly